This is a messenger RNA of Nilaparvata lugens (brown planthopper), 2298 nucleotides long. RefSeq names its product upstream activation factor subunit spp27. The transcript is spliced from 6 exons. Gene Ontology annotation, cellular component: nucleus. Bases 104 to 919 code for a protein of 271 amino acids. NCBI's taxonomy places the organism in Eukaryota, Metazoa, Arthropoda, Insecta, Hemiptera, Delphacidae. The record is from RefSeq and is a predicted model, not a curated record.
UUUACAGUUGGCAGCCUGUUUAUUACACUAGAUUUGACAGAUCUGUGUGCGCUACCACCGGCUACUCAAAAGACAAAACACAACACAAGCUUUAACUUCAAAGAUGGCGAAAAUAUCCAAGGAGGAAUUGAAAAAGGAGAUUACCGCUAUCCUCGAGGAUGCGGAUCUAAAGUCAAUCACUUCGAAGAAGAUGCGCCAGCAGCUAGAAGAAAAACUGGACUGUGAUCUUACAAGCAGAAAAAAAGAAGUAGAUGAACUAGUAAUACAAUGUGUAAACAACAAGAAGGGUGGAUCGAAGAAGAAUGGAAAGGGGGAUGACGAUGAUGAUGAUGAAGAUGACGAAGGAGGAGACGACAAAGAAGAGGAGGAAGAGGCAGAUGAAGAGGAGGAUGAUGAUGAUGAAGAAGAAGAAAAGCCAAAAAGAGCAGCAAAGAAACCAACUCCACAGAAGCGCAAGAAGGAAUCCAGUGAUGAGAGUGGCUCGGAUGAUAAGGAUGACAGUGAAGAAGAAGAAGAGUACAGCCCAGCAAAGAAAGCGAAGGGUGGCAAAGCGAAGGGCAAGGCCGGUGGCAAGCGUAAGAAGAAGGGUAGCGACUCUGACUCCGAUGAUGACUGGGGCAAGGGCAAGAAGAAGUCCGGCGGAGCCAAGAAAGCCGGUGGGGCUAAAAGAGGUGGUGGUGGCUACACGAAGGUGUGCAAGCUGACCCCGGAGCUGGCGGCAGUGGUUGGCCAAGACUCGAUGGCGCGUCACGAGGUGGUCAAGAAGAUCUGGGCCAUCAUCAAGGAGAAGAAUCUAUACGACCCCAAGAAUAAGCAGUUCGCCAUCUGCAAUAACGAGUUGCUGAAGGUUUUCGGGGUCAAACGUUUCCGUACCUUUGGCAUGAUGAAACUAUUGAAGGAUCACUUUAUUGCUGACUAAAUGAAGUAAAAUGAGUGACGUGCAACGUUUUUAAUGAAUGACCGUUUUUGAUUGGAUAAAUGAAAAUUAGCAUUUUACACUACUUUGUCCUAUACUUAGAGUAUUAUUAGUUCCAAUUUCAAUCAGUAACAAACAUGACACUCGACUUAUACUCAUAACAUUUUUUCACCUUUUUUGGGUUGGGGCUUUCAAGCAAAUGAUUAGCAAUAUUGUUGUUUAGUUAGAAUUAAAUUAUUAUUCUAAUCUCUUUAGUGCUACUAUUGUCUGAUAAUUUAGAACUUCACUUGGUUAAUCGAAUACCUCAAUUCCAGGUUAUUGUGACAUGUUUCAAACUAUUCUCACAAAUAGCAUUUCUCCAAUGAAAUGUACUCCUAGAUUAUAUUUUCUAAUGUCUAAUAUGUUUCAAUAAUGUUAUUACAGUACCUUGGAAAAGGUCAAGACAAAGUAUUUUGAGUCUUUAAUCGAGAUUGUACUUUAUAAACAAAAGUCUAGUGCCCAAGCUUUAAUAUUGAUGACUCUUUUCAUUGAACGAUUACCAAUUUUCAUCCUUUCUGGCUCUUCUGGAAUUGGAUCCGAUUGGAUUGUAAUUGUAAAGAUCUAGUUGAAGGUAUAUAUGUUCCUUGAGAUUUGAUUUUCUUUUCAACUUGUCUGGGAGGAGGGGAUGUGUGUGUAUUGUGCAAUAGAAUUAGUGGAUCAAUUUCAAUUUAUCUCGAUGUGAAUUAGAAUAUUUAGUUCCCUUCUCCAUCAUUGAUAGUUUAAUACGAUAUAUUUAAUAUUAAAAUAUGGAUCUCUAUGUGAAAAAGCCAAGUCUCAGAUUGAUUCUUAUUAAUUCUCAGAAUUAAUAUCUAUAUUUUGAGUUGACUUCUAAGAGUGAAUUAUUGGUGAUGUUGAAUAACGUCUUCUCUUAUUAGAAAGAUUUAUAGAAUGUGUGAUCGAUCAGUCCUUUCGAUGAUAGAUAAUUGUUUCUAUUGCUGCUAAUUAGGUUGGUUUCAUUUAUUAAAUAUUGUAUGUCUGUGUGUGUAAGUUUUAGUGUGAAGGAGUGUGAGAGUAUUUUUAUAUUUUAGAUUUGACAUCAUUGUUUGAUGAAAGUAAAUACAUUUUUCAAAGUAUUAUUUUAUAUAUAUAUAUUGUUACCUCAUUAUUUUUAAUGGGAUUUCAAUUGUGUUUUACUUUUUGAGGAGCUAUGUACAAUCUGAACUUAUUUUUAUUGUUUUAGUCAUUUUCUGUAUUCAACGUGCACAUUUUCGGCCGACUCUGUCACAGUAGCUCGGUGAAGGUGUCUGGACUUUAUGUUUGAGUAUUUUUUUUUUUUUAGAAGUGAAUAAAUGUAUUGCAGAUGUAUUAAAUCUUUAUUAAAAAAAUAUAAUGAAAUUUUGUAA